Molecule: messenger RNA, 3354 nt
Organism: Nymphalis io (European peacock)
Lineage: Eukaryota; Metazoa; Arthropoda; Insecta; Lepidoptera; Nymphalidae
Gene: jvl
Product: translation initiation factor IF-2
Exons: 6
Coding region: 622-2121 (499 amino acids)
Source: RefSeq, a predicted model, not a curated record
AUAUACGUCAUAGUAUACUUCUUUCUCUUUUUGCCCGUCGCGCACAGCUGCCUCCGGUCAGUACGUUAGAGUUAUUUGUCAGUUGCGGACGUCAGUGUUAAACUCACAUAUAUUUACGUGGUCGAAAAAUAUCGAACCGUUACGGAUACGAGUGUCAAAUACAUUACAAUUUCUAUUUGACGGUGCCGUAAAAGUGUGGUAUUGUUAUAAUAGGGUAAAUAAGUUACUUUCCUUUUUUAAUCGGUUCCGAUAUUAUGCGCUGCUUUAGCUAUUGUUUCCAAAACAUUGAAAGUUUGUGUAAUGUCACUCGAGGAAACAGUGCGGCGGUGAAUCGGUAUGCAGAAUAGGGAACUGUAACAAUUGUUAGUGUGUGCGUGUGUUACGGCUCAGUGGUUUAGCGGUUUUCAGUGUCCCCCAGUGUUGAAUUGCUAGAGUUACGUUCAAGACCUGACUGAUGGGAGAUUGUGUUGGGUUUAGUCGAGAAGAGCGUCAUGCGGGCUCUCGGGAUUACGUCUAGUGUCUUUGGAGACCGUCAAAACGGCCGCUACGGAAUUAACACCGGUCCUGGCACCACAGACGGGCGGUGCAGACAGCGCCAGCGGAGGUUCUGGUGGCUCAGGCAUGGAGUGCCUGCAGCUGCGCUCGCCUCCUGGACCCUUUGACUACCUCAUCUCGGAGCAGGCUAAGUCUCUCGUAGCUCUACAGGAACUCCAGAAUGAGGUCGGAGCAUUACUCGAAUUUCGCGAUCUCGUCAUCGAGACAUUCCCGAACUUGCGCUCUAAGAUGGCGCCAUCGACACCGGCGAGCGGUACACGUAGGGACUGGGAACCCGGAGUGCGUGUGCGACGUAAGCUCGCCGGAGGCAGUGGAGAUACAGCGAGGACAAAACCGCAGCCAUCAGUUCAGGAUUCCGGUUUCAGUACGGAAACAUCUUGUGGCAAAGACGCCCACUCCUCGGCCUCUGCGUCCGCUUCCGCAUCUCGCUCUCGCCCCCUCGAAGAUGAACUCUGGGCACUUCUCGAUGUUAUACAGCGAAAAGGUGUUCGAUUACGGGACGAAGCUGAAUUAUUACGAGGUGAACUCGACGAAAGACCAUCGGAAACAGCAGAGGAAUCCUUUGCACGAGCAUUGUCCACUGGAUGUGGGAACUGCACGGAUUUGGUCCGGUUACGCACCGAGAGAGACGCGUUACUCGCGCAUGCAGCUCAGCUGGAAGCUGCUGCGGCUGUCAGCCCACCACCUGCCGCCACCACCCCGCUCGGACGACUGGACAAUGCUCUGGACACGCCAUCUCGACCGCCGCGCGUUCCGACCCCGGACUCGAAGAAGUUCGCUGCGAUUCUCCUCGAGAGUAAUCCCGUCGAACUUCAACGACAACUGCUCAUAUCCACCGUUCAAAAUCAGGUGAUCAGUUCUAAGUUAAGGCGAGAAGCGGCGCACCGCACUGUGCUGCUGGAGAAGCUGGAGCGAGCACGGGACCAGAACGAAGACCUCAAGUUCAGACUGGAGGAGAAGAGCAUAGAGCUCGAGGGCGCUCGCGCGCGCGUCCGGCAGCUCGAGGGCAAGCAGAGCCGCUCGCACAGCAGCAUGCGCGACAUGGAGCCGCUGGCGCUGCCGGCGCCCGCGUCGCCCGCGUCGCCGGCCGCGCCCGCGUCGCCGCGGCCGGCCGACACGCCGCGCGCGCGGCCGUCGCGCAUCCCGCGCCACACGCACUCGGCGCACAAGGCCGCCGCGCCGCGCCCGCCGCCGCGCCCGCCGUCGGCGCACUCGGCGCACUCGGGCCGCUCGGCGCGCUCGGCCGCGUCCACGCGCUCGGGCGGCGCGGCGCGCAAGGACGCCAAGUGCGCCGUGCCCGUGCGCCGCUCGCCCUCGCACGACAGCAAGAAGGCGCGCGAGGCGGUGUCGCUGGCGGCGGAGUACGUGGCGCGCGCGGGCCGCCUGGCGCCGCUGUUCCCGCGCCUGCGCCCGCUGCCCGCUGACCUCGCCUACGAAUCGCCGCGCAACCUCGCGCUGGAGCUGCGCGACUCGCUGCGCUACGACGAGCUGUGGGCCGGCCGCCCGCAGCGCUACUUCGAGAGUGUGCACGCCCGCGACGACUUCGACGACGACUCGCUCGCCUAGUCCCCCCCCCGCGCCGUGCCCGAAACUUUUAGUGCACGUUUUAUAUUUAUGUGGCAGGACCCGUGAUUCCCUUCGUCCCUGUGUUUGCGAGAGGCCUCGUAUGUAUUUCGUCUCCGGUAAUAUCUGUGAUAAUUUCACAUCUUGAAUUGAUUGAGUUCAUUAUGUUAAUUUCUCGUUUCGAACUUUUAUUUCGCGUAUUAAAUUCAUCAUCAUACUUAGAUUAACGAAUAUAUAGAUUCCUAUUGUACAGGCUCUAGAAAUUAUUUAUGAAUUACGUGUGAAUACGAAUUAUUAAAAAAAUAUAAUUAUCGAUAAAUUAAUAAUUAUAAUCGUUUAAUUCUUCUUAGAAAUGCGCGAAUUAUUUUUCGUUUAAUAUAUGUAAGUAUCUAUUUAAUAUAAUUUUAAAUCUUACCAUAUUAUAACUUGUAACUAAAAUUUACACCUUAAAAUUCUCUAGAUGUAUGAAUUAUGUGCCGUUGUAUAAGUUAUGUAAAAUGGUAGCUGUUUUAAAUUGUCAUUCCUAUGCCGAUGGCUCGACUGUAACUGUGUGAGAGCUUGAACGACUGUAGUAAGGCUGUGAAACGUGGCGUGUGACUGGAAUUAUUUCGCUAUUGUGAAAUUUAUAAUUAUUUAGCAUUUGAUGAAGAAAUAAAAAAAAAAUGUAUUACCGCGGCAGUCAGAUCUUGUAUUGUGAGCUCUGUUCAAACGUCCAAUGUCGUACGUCCGAUGCGAUAUCGCAGUGACUGCCUUUGCGUUGCAAGUUAACUAAAGGUUAGUCGGUUUAUAGGUUGUUUACAUACAGAGAUGGAUUACAAAUAGUAGGAGACUGAUUUUGUAUAAAGACAUAGUGAUAUGUUUUACGUGUUAAGAACCUCCGCUUAGUCUAAAUGUUUCGUACUAUUAUUAAUACUUUACUGUUAGAGAAUGUUAUUGCCCGUUGCGAAUCAACUUUAGCGCUUAGUAUGUAAUAUUCCAAUUCUACGAUGUAUUAAGGUUAUUUUAAAUAAUUUAAGUUUAGAUUAAAUUUAAAUAUGUAUAAUGUAAAUCAAACGUGUAAUGUACAGCUUCAUUCACGCUUUUGGAUAUUGUAAAUUAUUAAGCCACAGCCCUACUUUAAAGAUACUCAUAGAAUAUCUAGUUGACUUGAAUCUAGUUGAUGACCUGUGUAAAGUUGUACAGAAAUCAUAUCAAUAUAUACAAAUUACUCAAAUAAAUUGUUCAUAUCAAUUUAAA